AUGACUACCGACUGGAACACCGAAAUCCUUCCCAGCUACGACGAACUCCCACCCUUCAAGAACUUCCCCGGUUGUGCUUGGGGAGUUUGGGGUGCUGACGAUCAGUUGGGCACGAUCAAUCUACUCACAGAGGCUGUCGUCAAAAAGAGCGCAACGGAGGAGAUCCGGACGGGCCGCACAGUUUCGCUCAACUGGCCGUUGAACUUCCCCUCCAAGCCCAUGUUCAACCGUAUUCCACCCGAAAUCAAUUACAUCCAGAGACAGAGAGAAGGUCGAAAUAUCUCCCGGUUUGUCCAGACACGCUGCGAUGCUUCCGGUUUAAAUGACGCCUCGCACAGCGAUGAUGAAAUCCAUAUCAACACUCAAUCGGGGUCUCAAUGGGAUGGGCUGCGGCACUUCCCUAUCAUGGAACACGAAACAUUUUAUAACAACACAUUGGCAACAGACCUUCCUCGCGGCAUCCACCAUAUCGAGGACCCACACCAAAUUGAUCCAACCUUCACGCGGAUUGGAAUCCAAAACUGGGCUAAUCACGGUAUUUGUGGACGUGGUGUUCUCCUUGAUCUCGUCAAGUUCCAAUCCAAGAACGGCGUUUUGCCAUAUGACCCUUGGACCACGCAUGGCUUCAGUCCGGCGGAGCUUGAAGCGUGUGCCAAGGCGGAAGGUGUAGAGUUCCGUCGCGGGGACAUAUUAAUUCUGCGUGCAGGAUUUAUCAAGAAGUACUACGAGAGCUCACAGGAGUUGAGGGGCUCUUUAAGAGGCAAACCCGAGACAAUGGCUGGGAUUGAGCAGUCGGAAGACAUGAAGCGAUUCCUUUGGAAUAACCACUUUGCCGCAAUUGCUUCUGACCAGCCUGCGCUUGAGGCACGUCUUGAUAGUUGGCCCCCUGCACCGGGAGUGCCGCAUAUGCAUCAGACGAUUCUGGGACUUUGGGGCAUGCCUAUCGGCGAAAUGUUUGAUCUGGAGAGACUUUCGCAGGUCUGUGCCGAGUAUAAUCGGUACACAUUCUUCGUGUCCUCGUGGCCCUUGAACAUCAUUGGCGGCGCCGCCUCGCCUCCCAAUGCGGCGGCUUUCUUCUAA
Molecule: messenger RNA, 1080 nt
Organism: Mycena indigotica
Lineage: Eukaryota; Fungi; Basidiomycota; Agaricomycetes; Agaricales; Mycenaceae
Exons: 15
Coding region: 1-1080 (359 amino acids)
Molecular function (GO): arylformamidase activity
Source: RefSeq, a predicted model, not a curated record